AUGGUUUCGAACCUUUUUAUAAAACUGUUUAAACUCGAAUACUACUUUGACAAACCACUACGAAUAUUUGAAUUGCCAUAUUCAGAACUAAUAGGACGGACGUACUCGAGAUUACCUGUUAUCCGAUUUCCCCUAUACUGCUUAAUAAUGUUAUUAAUUUUUACACUGUUGAUUGUAGGCCAAAAAAUAUGUGCUCAUAUUCAUGGAGUGUUGCCAUACCUCUUUAUCGAAGAUCACUCAAUCGCCUCUUGUGUGGACGGAGCCGAACUACGAAACAACUUGAGAACCCUUGUUAGGCGGAUUGAAACGGUUCUCUCCUCUAGGUCUAUUUAUGGCUUUCGUGACAGCGACUCCACCUUCCUAAAGAUUUACCUAACGGAUCCAGCAGAUGUUCCAAUUCUUGCUGAGUUACUUCUUUCUGGGUCCGCCUUAGGUUUCCCGGUUCAGCCUCUUGAAGUUCACAUUCCCUAUCUCCUUCAAUUUUGCGCGGAUUACAACCUUCAAGGUAUGAAUUAUCUAGAGGCAACUGCUUUUCGAGUACGAGACAUCAAAACUCGAAAGAUCUUAUCCAACAACGAUUCUAGUAAUCCACUGACGUUCAUCAUGUCUCAAGACGGAUCGCUUGGUCGGCGCUCUAGUGCCCAACGGCAAACCAGUACUGAUGUGGAAGUUGAUAUUUCUGCUUGCGACAUUCUUAAUCGGUUGGAGCUGCAAGAAGAUGCGGAGAGUCUGAACGCGGGAUUGGAUUUCCUCUGGACUGAGGAGCGCAUGCGAAGGGAGGCGUUGAUGAAGACCGGAGUCAUCAAUGAAACCUUUAUGGAGAUGCCUACUGUGGAUGAGCUUCUUCCAUUAUCCAACAGACCAGGCGCGGUUCCAGUGGCCAACGAAUUGGAUCAAAUAGGAGAUUUUAACCGUCUAGUUCAAGAACUCUCUUCCAGCCAACUGGAGGGCGGUCAGUAUAUUGAGAACACUCAGAGACAGUCACUUGGACUCUCUCAACGGACGCUUAAUGACCUCUGUAAAUUGGCGGAAGCGUCGGAAGAAUAUGAUGCUCGCCUUCCUUCCUCCUUCGCUUCUUCGCUUUCUGCUUUCCUAAAUGCCAGUCACUCAGUCCCAAAGGCAACAUCUGAGUGGUUACCUUCGGUGCACCAAUCACAAUCCGAGGAUGACUCAGGGGCAGCGCUUUUGGAUAGCGCAAAGGCCUCUGUCUCAACCUUGCUCUAUCCUGAUGAGGUCAAUGGAAUUGAUGGGAAUGGUAUGGUUGAAAAUGCGGAGGAACAACAGGAUGACGACCUCUUUGCGUCCAUUCUUGAGUCUUCCGUCACCUCGGAGCCCGAGAACGGGAAAGAGGGGCACAGUGAAAAUGAGGAUCUUUUUCCAUCCUUUAUCGAGAAUCUGGUAGAAAACUCCACUGAAUCUGAAUCGACUUCAGCAACGGCGCGAGUAUCUACCUCCUUUCACCUGCCCCAAGUUGAUGGUGUUGAUGACCUACGGGAUAAACAAGUCCACCAGAGACCUCGCAAACGGCGUCUAGGACUUCGUUUGACACCUGGACAUCUAGCCACUCCCGAAACUAUAUACUCAUCAUUUGGCGCAGGCGACACCGCUUUGAGCGCUCCUCUUUCUGCAUCUAUCGCUAAUACUCCCGAAGUAAACUUGAGUACUCCACCUUCUCCUCUUCCGCCUCCAAAAUUUUCCACUCCUCUUCGCGAACGACGCGGUGACAUGACUUACAUCUUCGAUAACGACGAUUCCAAGACAGAAGAGGAUAUUGACUCCUCUUUAGUGUUAAGGUUUCCUCCUGAAGCGACGCAAGUCUUGGAGGAAGAGGAAGAAAAAGGAGAAAAGUUAAUCGAACCUCUCCCCUGUCAUCUGGGCGAUACUGACUUCGCCCUUCAUUCCUCCGUUUACCUCACCCUGCGCGAUCCACCUGCCCCACCCUCUUACUCCCAAGUGGAGGCAGAAAUGAGACUACGUGAGGCAGAUCCUCCUCAACCAACUACAGUGUCUCCUCCGUCGGUUGAUAAGCGCGAAAUCGAUCUGUCGACCUCGUUGAGUAUUAUCUGGUCUCAGGAGCAACAGCAGAAGCGGAUGGGGUCGUGUUCCAGCAAUGCAAGAGAGGACCAUUGCACUCUGGCGUCCCUAGAAGUCCUUUGCCACACCCGUCGUCAAACUGGAGCCCCCACCACCAUUCAACGCACCAGUCAUGCUAUUUCAAUCUCUAGCCUGGGUGGAUUCUUUGCUCCUGACCCUCAAUUUGACCGCAUUGUGGCGGCCUCGCUCGCAUUCUCGUCAUUCUCUGCCUCCCCAACUUUCCUUCUUGUUAUCGUGGAGCCUCAAAAGCCCCCACUCCCUCCUCCCAUUCCUCACCAGCGGUCAACACCUCCGGCACUGAUUAUCUGCAACACUGAGAUCGACCUAUUCAACUGGAUUGUCUACUUAGUCCAGAGUUUCGACCCAGAUAUCUUGCUUGGUUACGAUGUGGAACGCUGGUCGUGGAACUAUGCAGUUCAACGAGCUGCAAGAAUUGGACGUGUAGGAUUUCUUCGUGACAUCUCGCGGCUUGCUCCGGAGCGCUUAAAUUGCCCGUCUUGUCUUGACUGCAUGUCGAAAUGUUCGGGCCUCCUGCCUGGUGAUCGUCUCGUCACCUCGAGUGUCUCCUCUUCAUGCUCUUGUGACUCGCGCACCCGAAGCUCCUUUUCCGCAUGGCCCUGCGAGCCGGGCCGCGGGCGCUCCGAUGCUCCUUUCGCCUGCCCUGGCCGCCUAGUUUUUUCUCUCUGGCAUCUCCUCAAACAUGAGGUCAGUCUUCAUGAGUACUCCUUCGAAACGGUGGUUCUUCACGUUCUGAAGAAGCGCAUGCCAAAGUUCACCCAAGGUCAGCUCUCCGAUUGGAUGGACGACGUGCGCAGUACCACUAGAUGGCAGGCUCUGUUGCACGUGAAUAUGCGUUCCGAGACUAACUUGACUCUUCUUAAACGUCUUGACCUCAUCGCUCGCACCAGCGAGUUCGCUCGUGUCUUUGGUAUUGAGUUCUUUCAUGUCCUCUCCCGUGGCUCCCAGUAUCGAGUAGAGUCACUACUACUGCGCACCGCGCGUCGCCUCAACUUCCUCCUGCCCUCACCCAGUCCUCCUCAGCGGGCCCACCAAAGGGCACCCCAGGCCAUCCCUCUCACCUUGGAGCCGUAUAGCGGUCUCCAUGCCGACGCACCGGUCGUGGUGCUUGACUUUCAGUCCCUCUACCCCUCCGUCGCCAUUGCGCACAACUAUUGCUUCUCCACGGCGGUGGGACGUCUACGUGUUCUUCAGCCUGAUGAAACAUUCGAAUUUGGCUGUCUCACUCAUUCCAUCUCAGCGAAAACAUUAAAGAAACUAGCCAAUCGGGUGACAGUAUCGCCCAACGGGGUGGUUUUCGUGCGACCGGAGGUCUAUCGUGGCGUGUUGCCUCGACUUUGGCGGGGUCUGCUCUCCUCCCGAUUGAUGGUGAAGGACUCCCUCAAAAUCUACGCCCAACACUCCGAGUCCCUGAAACAACUGUUGGACGCUCGUCAACUGGGCCUAAAACUCAUCGCCAACGUGAUGUACGGCUACACCGCGGCCAGCUUCUCCGGUCGAAUGCCGUGUGUAGAGGGUGAUGCAGCUUGUCAAAUGCCCUGGACGGGGUCAAAAGUCAUCUACGGUGACACCGAUAGCCUCUUUGUCAAGUUGCCGCCUUCCGUUGACAAGGAAACUGCUUUUAAACUAGGCCAACAGAUUGCUGACGCUGUCACUGCGUCCAAUCCCGCACCAAUUAAAUUAAAGUUGGAGAAGGUAUACUACCCAUGUGUAUUGGAAACCAAGAAACGCUAUGUUGGCUAUGCCUACGAAUCACCAAGUCAAACCGAGCCCAAAUUCGAUGCUAAAGGCAUUGAAACAGUGCGCCGCGAUCACGCACCCUUUGUUGGAACGAUUUUGGAAUCAGCAAUUCGUCAAAUCUUUGAUGCCUUUCAAUGGAACAAUGACCCCUUGGAUGUGUUGCCCAAAGUGGAGCCAAAAGUGCGGGAAUGCGUGCGCACGCUAGCGCGUGAUUUGAAUGCAGGGAAGGUGCCUCUCUCCGCGUGCCUUCUGACCCGUCCAUACCGCGGUCCCGAGGCUUAUCGACCUGGGGUUUGCGCACCCGCCCUUCAGGUUGCCAGACGCCUAAAGUCCGUCGACCCAGCCCGAGAGCCCAGUAUCGGUGAACGCGUCGCCUACUACCUCACCUCACCCCCCACUCCCAACUCUCCUUUGAUUGGCUGCGUCAAAGCCGCAGAGGAAGCCCAACACUACGAUAUUCAGCCACCGCUCCAUCUGGUCUUCUACCUCGAACAUCAACUUCUUCCACCCCUUCGUCGAGUCGGUGACCUCCUUGGUUGGCGGGUUGACUCGUGGUUGUCCGAUAUUCCACGCCGCGUAGUCCGUUUCAAAGAGAUGGAGAAAGUGGACGGUUUAAUACAACAUGAAUCUCCAGGUUCACGACGUGGACGUAGGCGAUGGGUUGGCCAACAAGGCGCGUCUGCCAUGAUGCACGAGUUUCUGAGCCUGCGACGCUGUUGCCUUGCGUGCGGUGGGGAUAGCGGAGUGGCUAAAGGCUCGAUUUGCUGUGCCUCAUGUCUAUCCCUGGACCCGCUUAUCUCUACGAAGGUACUCGUGCGGCAUGGCAUCGAGCUAAAGAUGGUCCAGGUAAACCUGCAACAGUCCAUGGACUUGUGCGACGCCUGUGUGAAGGUCUCCAACUGCAGCAAUCGGCGUCAACCAUGUGGAAUACGUUCUACACCCUCACCUUCACAGGCGUGCGUCAACAUUGACUGUCCGAACCUCCAAUCUCGGCAGAGAUUGCUCGUCCACCUUCGGCGUUUGCAACGCGCCAUCACUGAAGUCUUCCAUGAUUGA
Molecule: messenger RNA, 4908 nt
Organism: Echinococcus granulosus
Lineage: Eukaryota; Metazoa; Platyhelminthes; Cestoda; Cyclophyllidea; Taeniidae
Product: DNA polymerase zeta catalytic subunit
Exons: 28
Coding region: 1-4908 (1635 amino acids)
Biological process (GO): double-strand break repair via homologous recombination; error-prone translesion synthesis
Cellular component (GO): zeta DNA polymerase complex; nucleus
Molecular function (GO): nucleotide binding; DNA-directed DNA polymerase activity; DNA binding
Source: RefSeq, a predicted model, not a curated record